Messenger RNA from Colletotrichum karsti, 1650 nucleotides. Its product is annotated as AMP-binding enzyme. The coding region runs from base 1 to 1650 and encodes 549 amino acids. The transcript has 4 exons. Gene Ontology annotation, biological process: secondary metabolic process. Gene Ontology annotation, molecular function: CoA-ligase activity. The record is from RefSeq and is a predicted model, not a curated record. NCBI's taxonomy places the organism in Eukaryota, Fungi, Ascomycota, Sordariomycetes, Glomerellales, Glomerellaceae.
AUGACAACGAUCGUUGAGAAGCGCAAUGGCCAGACCAUCUACCGGUCACCAGACCAUAUCGACCUUCCGAAAGUCGAUUUGUUGACAUUCCUGUUCGAUUCCCCGAAUGAGAGGCUACAUGAUGACACAGUUCUUCACGCCGAGGCGGCCGACCCGUCCAAGUCCAUCACCAAGGCGCGUUUGGUAUCUACCCUGAAGCAGCUUGCUCACACCUUGCGACAUCAAUACGGGAUUCAGAACGGAGAUGUCGUGCAGGUUAUCUUCACGGGCCACUUCAUGGCCCCGACCGUCUUCUUCGGCAUCAUGGGCGCCGGAGGCUCAGUCGCCGCGUCUACGCCGUCAUCGUCGCCGCCGGAGGUCGCGCGCCAGAUCAACCUUACCGAGAGCAAGAUGAUCAUUUGCAGCCCCGACCUCAAGGCCCUUGCAGCUGCCGGUGGCACAGCUGCCGGUCUCCCUGAAAACCGCAUUCUGUACAUCGGCGAUACACACGAGUUUAGGCUUUUCGAGGCCAAGACGGACAAGGAAGUCCCGCUUUCGAAGCAAGAACUCGACUGGCCUCGUCCCACGGACCAGGAAACUUUGGAAAAGACCGUGGGCUGCUACAUCUACAGCAGCGGCACGACAGGAGUACCGAAAGCCGUCAAGAUUUCUCACUCAAACAUCAUCGCCCAGACAAUGCUCAUCUCGACACCUACUAUUGAGUACUAUAAGAAGCGACCGGGUAUGAAGUACAUCACGCUUGCCCAUCUGCCAGCAGCACACAUCUCUGGCCUGCAAGCGUACAUCGUGAACCAAACGUUCAUGGGCGGCGUCGUCUACUGGAUGAAGAAAUUCAACUUUCCAGAGUUCCUGGACUACAUGAGAAAGUACAAGGUUACGACCUUCUUCAGUGUGCCACCCAUCUACCUAAUGAUCGCCAAGUCACCGCUUGUGACGGAUCAGUUCGACAAUGUUGAGUUUGCGCUCACGGGAGCUGCUGCGCUGGGAAGAGAAACACAGCUUGAGGCUCAAAAGAAGAUGGGCAAGGGCAAGGGCGUGCUCGGUCAGACGUGGGGUCUCAGCGAGACAACAGGAGGGUUCACUAUUCUCCCUCGGCAUAUGACCGACGACACCGGCAGCGUAUCUCCGAUCGUUGCCAACUGCGAGGCGCGGCUGGUGGACGAGGAAGGCAAGGAUGUCGAGGUCGGAGAAGCGGGUGAGAUGUUGUGUCGAGGACCCAUCGUAACGAAGGGCUACUUCAAGAACGACAAGGCGAACAAGGAGGCGUUCGUCGAUGGAUGGUUUUGCACGGGUGACAGACUUUCCUUUAAGGAUGGAAAGUUCUACUUUGAGCUCAUCAAGUACAAGGGUCUCCAGGUUGCUCCUGCAGAAUUAGAGGCGCUGCUGGUCACCCACCCGAAGAUCCAGGAUGCUGCGGUGAUUGGGGUUGACGGCGAAGGGACAGAAUUACCAAGAGCAUACGUGGUUGCAGACAAGAGCCAAAUUUCCGCAGAAGAGAUCGCAAAGUGGGUGGCCGGACAGGUGGCGAGUUACAAGAAACUUCGGGGCGGAGUCAUCUUCAUCGACGCCAUUCCAAAGAGUCCGUCGGGCAAGAUUCUGCGAAAGGACUUGAGGGCCUUGGUUAAACGUGAAAGCGGUGCCAAGCUGUAA